Molecule: messenger RNA, 4093 nt
Organism: Cottoperca gobio
Lineage: Eukaryota; Metazoa; Chordata; Actinopteri; Perciformes; Bovichtidae
Product: WD repeat-containing protein 37-like
Exons: 15
Coding region: 397-1983 (528 amino acids)
Molecular function (GO): protein binding
Source: RefSeq, a predicted model, not a curated record
AAUUUGGAUAAAUAAUCUGAUACUUGGCUAACUGUAACGUGUCAUUACUGUCCACUGUCAAUGUUGUCGAAAAUAUGUUGAACAUUACAAAAUUGACAGGUUUACACAAUUUCAUAUCGAGCUAGGAAGGCUAUAGUCAAUGGUUUAGCGGCUUUGUGAUGUAUAAACGUUAGCUAGAUGCCGCAAUGUAAAUGAUAUGUGGAAGCUAACCUGCGCUAGCGUGUAGCUAGUUUUGUUUCUUGACCUCCGUAUUUAGUAUGAGUCAGUAACAGCGACAGGUGGUGAUAACAGACCAACCUAAUCCACACACCAGCCAAGUAGUGAGCCUGGCCUUUAUUUACCUGCUGUUCAGGUAAGAGGUGGGCAGGGGGCAGGGCCACCCACGUGGUAGGAGGGAUGCCUGUGGAGGGCGGAAGCAGCAGCGGCUCUGCUUCGGCUGCCCGUCACCCAAAGCAGAAGCGUAAGGCUCAUAGUCUGUCUAUCCGGCGCACCAACAGCACAGAGGAGAGGCCAGCAGGCAUCCAAAGAGGAGACAUGCUGGAGAGCCAGGACUCUAAGCUGCCCCUCUCUUUGCGGCACAAUCUUCUCGACCUUUUUGGCCAGAUUGAGCGCGAGUUUGAAAAUCUCUACAUUGAAAACAUUGAAUUACGCCGGGAGAUUGACUCUCUGAAUGAGCGUCUGACCGGAGAUGGACAGACUGUUGAGGGAGGAGACCCCACCAAGGGAGCUCUGAAAACCAAAGCCAGCCACAGCACCAGUCAACUGUCACAGAAGCUGAAGACGACCUACAAAGCCUCCACCAGCAAGCGCUUGUACACUUUCCACGGCAAAAUAGGCAGACCUCGCUACUUCCGUGUGGCCGCAUGCGAGUUGUGGGGAGGAGAUUCAUGGAUUGUGUCCAGUUUCAAAGCCACUGCAGGGUCCCGGGCUGUGUGCCAGCUGCUCAAGGAGUACAUGGGCCACCGGGACGGGAUCUGGGACCUCAGCAUCACCAGGACUCAGCCAGUAGUCCUGGGCACUGCCUCCGCAGAUCACUCAGCUCUGCUGUGGAGUAUAGAGACUGGGAAAUGUCUGUUGAGGUAUGCUGGUCAUGCAGGAUCAGUCAACUCCAUCAAGUUCCACCCCACAGAGCAGAUGGCCCUCACUGCCUCUGGGGACCAGACGGCUCACAUCUGGCGCUACAUGGUGCAGCUUCCGGUCCCCCAGCCACCACCAGAUGUCAGUGCUCCAUGUGAUGACGACCAGGACUCGUCAGACAGAGAAGAAGGUGAGGUGGAUGGCGAGGGCCCUUGCGAGGUCCCCACCGUCAGGGUCGCUACAGCAACACUGAAGAGCCACCAGGGUGUAGUGAUCGCAGCUGAUUGGUUGGUUGGAGGCCGACAAGUGGUGACCGCUUCCUGGGAUCGUGCUGCCAACCUGUACGAGGUGGAGACGUCUGAACUGGUUCACGCACUCACUGGACAUGACCAGGAGCUGACCCACUGCUGCACCCACCCCACCCAGCGGCUGGUGGUCACUUCAUCCAGAGACACCACCUUCAGACUGUGGGAUUUCAGAGACCCGUCCAUCCACUCUGUCAACGUCUUCCAGGGACACACUGACACGGUGACGUCGGCAGUGUUCACGGUGGGAGACAAUGUGGUUUCAGGGAGCGACGACCGCACCGUCAAGGUGUGGGAUUUGAAGAACAUGAGGUCGCCUAUAGCAACCAUCCGCACCGACUCAGCUGUGAACAGGAUAAGCGUCUCUGCCAACCAGAGGAUCAUCGCUCUGCCACACGACAAUCGACAAGUCCGACUGUUUGACAUGAGCGGAGUGAGGCUGGCCAGACUUCCACGCAGCAACAGAAUGGGUCACAGGCGGAUGGUGUGUUGCACAGCGUGGAAUGAAGAGAACCAGUCGUGCAACCUGUUCACCUGCGGCUUCGACCGACAGGCUAUCGGCUGGAACAUCAACAUCCCCGCCCUGCUGCAGGAGAAGUGAUGCCACUGACACACACUCACACUCACACACACACUCACACACAGUGAAGUAGGAGACGGCACACACAAACACUGUAAUCUGGGGCCUCGCACAUGCUAGCAUGUUUAAAGUGUUUACCCAGAGAAGCAUUUGAGUUGUUCACAGAUUUGAAAGACUUCGUGUUCAUCUCCUGGCGGUAAAUGACCGACAUGGCUCGAGUGUGCGAGGCCACAGAGCUGAUCUCCUGUAUUCGACGCUUUCACUUAUUUAGCAUGCGUUGUGAAUUGUGACAUGGCUAAGGCUGAUUCUUUCUGUUUUAAAGUAUAUCUUUGACUCCACAGUCACGGGCUGCUGUUCACAUCACUGUUGUUUAGUUACUGCUGAAUAGUUACUCUUGCAUGUAGAUAAUCUCAGUUUGCAAAUGUUACUUGUAAAGAUGUGUGAGAGCAAUUAUAAGGCCAGGAGAGCGUGUAGAAUAUGAUACAGAGAAGUUGUGUAUAUAUUAUGUCGUGGCCUGAUUAAGUGACCUGUGUUGCAGGUUGUUGCUGUUUCAUGGAUUAAGUGUCUUAGUUAUCUCCCUUUUGAGGGUGGAGUUUGGCAGAGAUAGCGUGGGUCUGUGAAAUGUUUUUAUCUUUUUAGUCAGACUUAUAGAUGUAGAGAUCAUCAUGGAACAAAACCUAUAAUAUGCAGGCUGCUGGGUAAUUCAGUUGUCUUACAAUCUGUCAAGAAUCUGCUGUCCUGUCUGGAACUCUUCACUGCUAAGACUCGAGUCCUUGCCUAAUACCUUCGAUGCUUUCAAUUCACAGCCAGCCUCCAUGUUUCCAUAUUUUGUUGUCAAUAUUUCAAAUGAUACUGUAACUCUGCCUUGUUCCAUGUUUACAGUUGGAUAUUUUUUUUUCUAGGCAUUGCUCUAUUCUGCGUCUGUCACAGCAAAGUGUCAAGAGCAUAGCAAUAACGGGGAAACGACUGCACUUCUGCUGUUCACAAAUCUUUUGUAGGUCUGUGAAUAGAAUGUGUUCAACAUUAUCAUAAUCUAGUAUUCUCUAUAUGUUGCGGGUUUAGGUGUCACUACUUUUAGCCAUAAUAUGCACCCAUGUUUCCUCAGCGUCAGUGAAAUACAGACCUCUUCAACCUGUAGCCAGCUCAGAGCCCUGUGUUGCUGUAACAUGUCAUCCCCAAGUGAACUUGUUACUGGUCAUUCCUGUGCUUCAGUAACCGCCUGUCAAUAUGAAGUUAUAGUGUUUACACGUCGCAUUGAACUCUUAGCCUUGUAUGACCUCUUCUGUUGAGUCUGUGAGAAGCACUCUUUAUCCAAAUUCAGAAGCAAUAACCCAGCUCCUUCAAGGUUCUGGUGCUCAGAGUGAAGCUCUUCUGUCUUGGACAUCAGUGAAUAUGACUUGAAAUACACACUGAAUCUCACUUUGAGAACUAGAAUCACGCUUUACCGGAACCAGGAAAGUCUUUAUUUGUUACACUUGUGCAAUAUCCCUAAACAUGAAGUCAUGCUUUAGAUUUUGGUCUUCAGAUGUUUAACUUAUUUCAGUGCUGUAAACCCCAUGAAAUGAUUUUUCUGUACUUGUGUGACUGGUGUAGAUGUAGCUCGGUGUACAUAAGUAUGCAUAACUUGCCCCAAAGUGAUCUUCAGACUUCACACGUUGCUACCAACAAUAGUCAGGAUAGAUUUUGAAGUAGUGUGAACCUAAAGCUGUAAUAAGCAUAUUGAAAUGCAUUAGCCUUAUCCAUCUGAGCAUCAAUGCACUUGUUCCAAAUGCUUGUUAAAUAACUAGUUGUGUUCCACUGCACCGUGCAGAUAGGAUUUUUAUUCCUGUUUCAUUCAGGGAACUCAAUCUCACAGCCAUUGAUAUCAAUGUCAUUUUAAUCUGCAGGUAGAAAAGAAAGUCCUAUUUGUGCCCACAUAUGAAUUCCAGCUCGGAGGAAAUAUGAUUAUGGAUUGAUACAUUAAAUUAUUGCGUGCCAGUUUGAAAGAAAAAAAAAAAUUGGAUAGGCUUUGCUUCAUUGUGGCGAAUCCUAUUCACCUCAAACUUCAUUACGUGAUCUACUUUGCAUACUUUAUUGUGACGGGUACGUGCUCUCUGACACUUUCCAAUAAAAUGUGCGAUUUCCUUUCCCA